Zootermopsis nevadensis is the source of this 1287-nucleotide messenger RNA. RefSeq names its product testis-expressed protein 264. Gene Ontology annotation, cellular component: replication fork; autophagosome membrane; endoplasmic reticulum membrane. Lineage: Eukaryota; Metazoa; Arthropoda; Insecta; Blattodea; Termopsidae. The record is from RefSeq and is a predicted model, not a curated record. Gene Ontology annotation, biological process: reticulophagy; protein-DNA covalent cross-linking repair.
AGCAGUGGGCUACAGGCAAAGGUCGAAAACUCACAGAUAGUAGGAUUCCAAUCGAUAAGUAUGAAUCCACGAAUAGAAAUCGAUUACCGGCGUCUUGGACAACUUUUGAAAUGACAUUCAAUUAAUUUAUCUAAAUAAAUCUGGAAAUGUUACUUUUAGAAACGACACUACUGCUGUGUAUAUUAUUUAUUCUUGGACUGUAUACUUUAUUAAUAUUAGGUUUCUUUAAUGAUGUCGAUAUAAAAGUGAUUCCACCACCAUUUGGUAGGUUAGUUGUUGCCUAUAGAUACAAUGGGCCUGUUGCUGAGACUAGUAUCGCACAGUUGUUUCGAUACAUCCAAAAUACUGAUACACUGCCAUAUUUCAAGACUAUAAUUAUUCACUAUUAUGGAGGACGUAAAUUGACGGAUACUGAACAUACCAGGUCAUAUGCAGCAGGUGUAAUACUAAAUGAGGAUGGUCUUCUUCCUGAUAUCAAUUUGGUAUCCACACUCGCAGAUUUUGGAUACAGCAUAGCUACGUUCCCAAAGAUAACACAUGCACUUGUUGUCACAUUUCCGUAUAGAAAUUACCUGUCUCUGCAGCUGGGUCUGUCACGGCUGUACCGAAAAUUGUUACAGUACAUUGAGCAUCGUAAACUGUGCGCAUAUCCAGCCAUUGAGAUAUAUGACAAAAAACUGAAGAUCAUAACUGCCAUUAUACCACUCGCUAGACAAGAUGACUUUUAUGUUCCUGAAGCAGUACCAGAACCAGAAACACAUACCGGAUUUUGUACGACUGGUUCUGUGGGUGACUACUGAAGACAUGAAGACUUUGGUUUCAAUAGCCUGGUUGGCAGGUCUAUGUUUGGUGUAGCCUGUUAUGUUACAAUGCACAGGCCUAGUACCACAAGGUCAUAAGACACAUGACUUUGGUUCUCAUUAAAACUCGCAAGACUGCGUCAAUAAUGGACGCCUUUGUACACUGUGCAUUCUGUAGUGGAAAGGCCAUAUUUUCUUUCGCUUGAGCUCAGCGCUAUGUAAAGUUACGCGUCUGUAGUGAAGUGUGAAAAUGUGUUGGGUGCUAAAUAGCCCUGAAUCAUUACCCAAACAUGUGUUCUGGAGAAUUAAGAAAAUGUUAUCUCCAACAAUUGGAGUGAAGCAAGAUGUAAUUCCACAUCAGUCCCUUGUAUAAAGGUUGCCUUUGAUAUAAUAUUUCAGGUGAUAAAGCAUUCCAUCUUAAUGUGGUAAAAAACUGUAUAGUGUAUUGUCAUUAAUUAUGUGUAACAUAAUUUCAUGUACAUCUGAA